GCUAAUUCGCCACCAGUGGCGUCAGUCGCCGCCCACAGCUCGCAUUACAGCUCAGACCGUUGGCGAAGGGCUGGACCUGUUGCUGCCGUGCUCGUCAGAGCUAUUUGUGGAUUGGUUACCGUCCAUGGCUGCUCACGGCGCGGGAGGUCAUGUUCCUCGCCCUGGCCACACAACUGCAUACAGCCUCUGA
Messenger RNA from Prorocentrum cordatum, 190 nucleotides. The record is from the annotation of a GenBank genome assembly. NCBI's taxonomy places the organism in Eukaryota, Dinophyceae, Prorocentrales, Prorocentraceae.